ACGUGCUGCGCUCGGCGCUGGGGGCGGGGCUGUGGGGGCUGGGCCUGGGGCUGUGGGUGGGGCUGUUCCAGACCCGCCGCGGCCAAUGGGGCGCCUUGGGCGACGCCCUCAGCUUCACCCAGCCAAUGGGAGAGCCCUGAGCCCGACACGCCCCCGCAGCGACCAAUGGCGGCGCAGAGAGGAGCGAUGACGUCAUCCCCGCCCUGCAGGAGCCCCGCCCCCUUUCCCAAAUAAAGGCCACGCCCAAAUAUG
Molecule: messenger RNA, 252 nt
Organism: Taeniopygia guttata (zebra finch)
Lineage: Eukaryota; Metazoa; Chordata; Aves; Passeriformes; Estrildidae
Gene: PSENEN
Product: presenilin enhancer, gamma-secretase subunit
Biological process (GO): Notch receptor processing
Cellular component (GO): gamma-secretase complex
Source: RefSeq, marked validated